Messenger RNA from Thalassophryne amazonica, 1050 nucleotides. It is a transcript of the gene slc66a3, whose product is annotated as solute carrier family 66 member 3. The transcript is spliced from 8 exons. The record is from RefSeq and is a predicted model, not a curated record. NCBI's taxonomy places the organism in Eukaryota, Metazoa, Chordata, Actinopteri, Batrachoidiformes, Batrachoididae.
AUGCGAGCUGGCCUCCGUUACACAGACGUCUCAACUUUCACUUUCAUUACGUGGAGUCCAGCUGGCUCUCACAAGCUUUCGACGAUCCGUUCGAGCUCCACAUUCGGGCUGGUCUUCACUUGCGCGUCAUGCAGUCGAACACUUUCUGCACGGGUUUAUUUCAGCACACUCUUUGUGUGCAUGGUGCUGAAGUUCCCGCAGAUCUUUGCGCUGAUGCGCUCCAAGUCGUCGGCCGGAGUCAGUCUCAGCAGCCUGCUGCUCGAGUUAGUCGGCUUCAUUGUUUUUGUAAAGUACCAGAUGCACUACGACUACCGCCUCUGACGUACCUGGAUAUCCGAUCUCAUUGCUCAAGACGCCAUUCUUCUUCUUCUGAUUCUUCACUACAGCAGCAGCCUGCGGCAGAGCCUCCUCUACACCGCCGCAUUUGUCGGCUGCUGGUGGAUCCUCGGCCUGCAGCAGUGGCUCCUGAACACAGCCAUGAGUCUCUGCACCUUCAUCAGCGCCGCCAGUAAGUUGGCCCAACUGCAGUGCCUGUGGAGCUCCAAGGACUCUGGGCAGGUUAGCGCCCUCUCCUGGGCUUUGUCGACCUACACGUGCAUUGUGCGUAUUUACACCACCUCGGCGACCAGCGGAGACGUUCAGGUUCUGGUGCGUUUUGUGGUGAUGACGUUUCUCAACCUAUGGGUCCUGCUCACCAUCCUUCACUACCAGAAACACGGCAGCAGCUCCAAGAAACACAGCUGAAGCUUCAAGCUGGGGUUCCGUUACCAUGGCAACCAGCUUCACGUUUCCUCAGCCAGCAGUGCAAAAAAGGAAAAUGACCAAAAAGACGGGUGCAGCCCGGCUCUCUAACAGACUUAUAACAUGUUUGGUUUUUGUUUUUAAUAUUUUCCACUUGUGGUUUUUGCGACAUUCCAACGUGGUGCUUGAAACUUGCUCUUUUGUCUGCAGCCUGAAUGAUCACAGAUCAGCAGGAUCAAUCCAACACAGGAUCAAAGACGACUUUAAAUGACUUUAAGAUACUUUACAAUAAACGUCUCUUCAUCUUUG